AUGGCGGUUCCACCGGAUAUGCGACUCUAUGGAAUUGACAAGAUUGCUGACGGUCGUGGCGUUCUACAGAGGCAGCUUUUUGCCCGCUCGGAGCGGGUGAAGGGUAUUGAUUUCCAUCCCACGGAGCCAUGGAUCCUGACCACCCUAUACAGUGGCCACGUCUACAUCUGGUCUUACGAGACACAGUCCAUUAUCAAAACCUUCGAGCUUACCGAUGUUCCCGUUCGUGCCGGUCGAUUCAUUGCGCGAAAGAACUGGAUUGUCUGCGGUUCGGAUGACUUCCAGCUCCGUGUUUACAACUACAACACCUCCGAGAAGAUCACCUCCUUCGAAGCACACCCCGAUUACAUUCGCUCCAUUGCCGUUCACCCGACCUUGCCUUAUGUUCUCACCGCGUCAGAUGAUAUGACCAUUCGCGCUUGGGAUUGGGAAAAGGGUUGGAAGUGUAUUCAGGUCUUCGAGGGCCACAGUCACUAUGUGAUGGGCAUGGCCAUCAACCCGAAGGAUACCAACACUUUCGCCUCUGCGUGUUUGGAUCGCACCGUUAAGAUCUGGAACCUCGGCUCCCCCCACGCCAAUUUCACCCUCGAGGCUCACGAGACCAAGGGUGUCAACCACGUCGACUACUACCCUGGUUCCGACAAGCCAUACCUUCUCACAACCUCGGACGAUAAGACCGUCAAGAUUUGGGAUUACACAACCAAGGCGCUCAUCGCGACUCUGGAGGGCCACACUAGCAACGUUUCUUUCGCUUGUUACCACCCCGAGCUGCCUGUGAUCAUCUCAGGUUCUGAAGAUGGCACUAUCAAGAUUUGGCACGCUAACACCUAUCGCUUGGAACAAUCGCUAAGCUAUGGUCUGGAGCGAGCUUGGUGUAUAUCCUCACAAAAAGGACGACAGGGAAUCGCAAUGGGUUUCGAUGACGGUGCGGUAGUUGUUAAGAUGGGACGAGAAGAACCCGCCGUUUCUAUGGACGGCUCGGGAAAGCUUGUCUGGGCCCGGCACAAUGAGGUUGUCUCUGCAGUCAUCAAGGGUGGUGAUCCGAACAUCAAGGAUGGCGAACCUCUACUGCUGCCGACUAAAGAGCUUGGAACUAGCGAGAUCUAUCCUUCAACUUUGUCUCACUCGCCUAACUCGCGAUUCGUAGCCAUCUGCGGCGACGGUGAAUGGAUCAUUUAUACCGCAUUGGCAUGGCGCAACAAGGCCUUUGGUUCUGCUCUCGAUUUCGCUUGGGGCUCCAAGGAUAACAGCAACGAUUUUGCUAUUCGGGAAUCUACGACGAGUGUCAAAAUCUUCAAGAACUUUAAGGAGCAAAGCGGUGGCCUGGACGUCGGCUACCAAGCCGAAGGCCUUGCUAGCGGUGUUUUGCUCGGUGUCAAGGGACAGGGUGGUAUCGGUCUCUUUGACUGGGAGAGUGGUAACCUAGUCCGAAGAAUCGAAGUCGACCCAACCAACGUGUACUGGUCCGAAAAUGGAGAUCUUCUCGUCCUCGCCUGUGAAGACUCUUUCUACGUCCUUCGCUACUCGCGGGAAGAAUACAUUAACGGUAUGAACAAUGGUGAAGCUGACGAGGAUGGUGUCGAGGCCGCCAUCGAGCACAUCGCUACUAUCAAUGAGACCGUGCGUACUGGAGAAUGGGUUGGUGACUCGUUCAUCUACACCAACUCUACAAACCGCCUGAACUACCUCGUUGGUGAUCAAACAUACACCAUCUCGCACUUCGACCAGCCAAUGUACCUCCUGGGCUAUCUUGCUAGAGACUCCAAGCUCUAUCUUGCCGAUAAGGAUGUCAAUGUCGUCUCCUUCGGUCUCUCUCUCAGCAUGGUUGAGUACCAAACUCUCGUGUUGCGCAACGAGAUGGAGGCGGCUGCUGAGAUUCUGAGCGACAUUCCUCAGGAUCAGAUGAACAAGGUUGCGCGCUUCCUUGAAGGCCAGGGCUACAAGGAGAUGGCCUUGGAAGUUGCGACAGACCCGGAGCACCGUUUCGAUUUGGCUUUGUCUCUGAACGACCUCGAGACUGCUCUCCAGAUCGCUCGUCAGACCAACACUGACCACAGGUACAAGUUAGUUGGUGACGCCGCUUUGGCUGGCUGGAACCUUGCCCUCGCCCAGGAAUGCUUUACCCAUGCCAAGGAUAUUGGUUCUCUUCUGCUGCUUCACACUGCCAGCAACAACCGCUCGGAGCUUCGCAACCUGGCUACCCAGGCCUCCGAGUCGGGUCUCCACAAUGUCGCAUUUUCUACUCUCUGGUCAUUGGGUGACGUUGAUGGCUGCAUUGAUCUCCUUGUCACGGCCAACCGACUCGGUGAGGCGGUCCUCUUCGCUCAAACCUACAGGCCUAGCCGCGCCGCUGCUCUUGUGGUCCAAUGGAAGGAGAGCCUCGAGCAAUCGAAUAAGGCAAAGACUGCUCGCCUGAUCGGUGUCCCGCCCGGUGCUCCCGACGUCACCUCCACUGAUGACGACCUUUUCCCGGAGUGGGACGAGUAUAUCCGCCUCGAGAAAGAGGGAAUUGUUCCCGAACCUUCUUCCGAGUCGCUGAUUGACAUUGAUGUUGAUGCUGAUGCGAAGGAGCCUGCCAAUGCAGAUAAUGAUGCUCAAGAAGCCGAGGCCGAAGCCGAGACUGAGGGUGAAGUUGAGGAGAAGGCGGAGUAA
This is a messenger RNA of Penicillium argentinense, 2652 nucleotides long. Its product is annotated as coatomer subunit beta'. Gene Ontology annotation, molecular function: protein binding; structural molecule activity. NCBI's taxonomy places the organism in Eukaryota, Fungi, Ascomycota, Eurotiomycetes, Eurotiales, Aspergillaceae. Gene Ontology annotation, cellular component: COPI vesicle coat. The record is from RefSeq and is a predicted model, not a curated record. Bases 1 to 2652 code for a protein of 883 amino acids. Gene Ontology annotation, biological process: intracellular protein transport; endoplasmic reticulum to Golgi vesicle-mediated transport; retrograde vesicle-mediated transport, Golgi to endoplasmic reticulum. The transcript has 6 exons.